Cyprinus carpio (common carp) is the source of this 2961-nucleotide messenger RNA. Its product is annotated as putative transmembrane reductase CYB561D1. NCBI's taxonomy places the organism in Eukaryota, Metazoa, Chordata, Actinopteri, Cypriniformes, Cyprinidae. Gene Ontology annotation, molecular function: transmembrane monodehydroascorbate reductase activity. The record is from RefSeq and is a predicted model, not a curated record.
CUUGCAGAAGCUUAGCUCAUAAAUAAUUAAGUAGAUUACAGUUACGUAUCAUGUUUAUUUUAAAUAUUAAGAAGGCUGCUCACCUAUGGCGCACGCUUAGCUAUUGAAUAUUAAUGUGGUCGUGCUGUAGUUGCUUGGUAACCUUCCAAUCGCAACUGCAUGGCUCCUGAAUAUUAAGAGUCCAUCCCUUAUCAUAGUAGGAUUCCUAUCCAGGAAAUGCAUUUCCAAGUAUCACUGUCACUGACACAUAAAUGGCACCGAACAGGACUAGCAGCUUAUCUACCACCGCAAGUGUCAUUUGAAAACUGAGAGAGUUCUUAAGUUGAUAUAUAUAUGCGUUUCGGAUCUAAAAAUCAGGUUUUGUGAAGCUCAGUAGGAAUGACACUUGAGAUACGUUGUCUAUCGAGUAAUUUAGGCGUACACGUAAAAAUCUGAGCUGCGAAUUAACUCUCAGGAAUGGCGAGAGGGAUGCGCUCGUCUCUGGAUGUUGAGUACAGUGCGGUGGGAGAGGGGCUCGGGAUGCGGGAGUUCUGGCUCUAUGUGUGGCUGCGCAGACUGGCUGUGGUCGCUGCGCACAUCAUGUCACUCGGCCUGGUCAUUCUCACAUCCAUACUGUCCAGACCAGGAACAAGUCUCUUCUCAUGGCAUCCUGUCUGCAUGUCCCUUGGGUUUUGUCUGUGCAUGACACAAGGGAUCCUGCUUUUCUCCGCCGACGGCAGCCCGUUCUGCUUUAAAUCGCGGAAGUGGAAGGUUCGUCUGCACUGGUUUUUCCAGGCUGUGCUGCUGGUGUGUGGAGCUACAGGAUUCGGAUUCAUGGUGGCCAGCAAGAACAUAAAGGAGCUUCCACACUUCACUUCCUGGCACAGCCUGCUGGGAGUCGCAACAAUGGCCGCUACCGUGCUGCAGGCGAUCUGCGGCGUCUUUCUCCUCUUCCCCAAACUCAUCAGCACUCACUCGUUUCCUCGGUUGAGACUGUAUCAUGCCACCUGCGGUCUGGUGGCCUACCUGCUGGCCACCAUCACCGUCAUAUCAGCCAUGUUUACAGACUGGUUUCAGGCAUUGGUAAGAGACACAAUCUGGUAUAUAUUCCUACUCCUCCCACUUUUUCCCGCCUUGGUGGUGAUGAACCAAAUCACUAGUGCCUUCCUGCCCAAAAAGAAGAUUACUAGCUGAAUACUAAAGCCUCAAAUUAGAGCCUAUUUAAGGAUCUGGACUAUAGUAGGCUUUAGAAACAACACUACUCUAAGGAUGUGAUGAGAUCAAAAACAGCACAAAUUUUGACAUUUUAAAUGAUGUACACUCAUAUAAGAUUCGACUUUGUCCCAAAUUGCACAUUUUAUGUGUACUUGCAGUUUUGUAGAGGUACAAGCAGCUGUAAUAGAGAUGCUUUUCUAUGAAAAAUGUUAAAGGAUAAACAUGCAUCCAGGCCAGUAGGGGUCAGUAUAAAGUCCAAGAGCAAUAUUGUGUUAUAAGACAAUAAAUCACAGCCAGCAAAAUGUUGCGUCUGAAAUCGUGCACUGUUCGAGUAGAUACUAGUAGAUUUGAAUUUGAUGUAGGUACUACACCUUUUGAUGUAGUGUUUUUCACAUACUACACAGUAGGGAAUGAUUCGAUUUUGGACGCAUCCGAAAUAGCAUACUGGCCUUCUUUAUAGUAGGUGAAAACAGUAUGUGAGUAGUAUGUCUGAAUCCACAGUUUUCAUAAUACAGUAGGCAGAAAGUACCAGGGCGACCUACUAACUUCCGGCAAGAUUCUGAAUUGCGCAUCUGAUGGACACGUUACUAUCCCAUGAGGCCAUGGGAGACUAUUUUUAAAUGACAAUGAAGCAAGGCAACUGACUCUGGUAGGUCACAUGAUGUUCGGGUUACAUUCAUACUAUAUAAAACAUACUUAAAAAAAAAGCACCUCUUCAGUGAGCAUGCGAUUUCAAACGCAGCCCAAACAGCAUUUUUGCUCCCUUGAAGUACACUUUCGGUAAGAGGAGUGAUCAUAUAGUCUUUCCAAUGAAAUUAAGUGACUAUAGACAGUUAGAAAGUGUAUAUAGAGAUUUUAAGGAACUAAAUUUGCUGAUUAUGAUCACAUGAUCCAGUGACUACUUGGGAUUUAUUCUGAAACUUCAGGUAAUUUCUUUCAGAUUCAAAUUGGGAUUUUAUUUAUCAAUUGCUCUUAUUUCAAAAGGCCUCUGCACUGAAAAUAUACUUGCAUAUUUUCAGUAUUUACAUAAGUUUAGUUAAAAACAGAAAGAAUGUUUGACUUUCAUAGUGAGCCUGGUGUACAGAUGCACCCUUCGUGCACAUUUAUGUAUGUUUACUACUGAUCAUGCUUUAACAUUAUAAAUGUGGAAUUCUGUAUUUACAUAUUUUUUGCAACUUAAUACAAGCAACUGUCUGUGCUUUGUGUAGGACAUAUUUUAUGUGAUGAACUGAGAACAGUUUUUGGGUUUUAUGUUACUAUGCACUGCUGAAUAGGGAGCCUUGUGGCACUGUGGGAAAAUAAACAAAAUGCCGUUUGGAUUGCAAGAAUAAGCUUAUUGUAUUACAGUAAGCUUGGAAAUGAUAUAUACAUCAUUGUCAUGUUCUUCUCUUCUUUCAACCCCCUCUGUGUGAGUUUUGCAAUAUUUUAGGGUGUUGUAAUUGAGUUUGUUGCAGUAUUUGAUUGUGUGCCUUCAUCCACAGAACUGGCUGUAUGAUACCGAUAUGAACAACAUGACAUAAAAAUGAAAGUUUUGACUUGUUUUUGUGUGGACUAGUAAUGCAAUGAGAAAUUUGUAAUAACCCAUAUGUGGUCAGGUUUUAAGAUUUUAAAGCUACACUCUUAUGAAUGUAAAAAUCGACUCAGGGUUGUCUAUGAAUUAUUGGCGUAUCGACUAAAAACUAUAUAUAUAUUUUUAAAUAUUUUACUACAUUGUAUGAAAAGUAUUUGGGGUUGGUGUGGUCAUUCAUAUGAACAGUAAAUGAUUGU